Molecule: messenger RNA, 1207 nt
Organism: Beta vulgaris subsp. vulgaris (sugar beet)
Lineage: Eukaryota; Viridiplantae; Streptophyta; Magnoliopsida; Caryophyllales; Amaranthaceae
Exons: 1
Coding region: 449-1039 (196 amino acids)
Source: RefSeq, a predicted model, not a curated record
CCUAAUAAAAGUCUCUUUUAGUUUAAGCUAGCUAGUAUCUAGCUAGACACAUACCUUAGGAAUCAUAACUAAAAGUCCUUUUUUUGGGGGGGAAGAUUUGUAAGAACAACAAAGACAUUAAUGCAAAUUCAAGUUCAAAUUCUUCCAGCUGCAAAAACAUGCAUCUAUAAACACAAAACCUAUCCCAUGCAUAUCCACAACUAUACCAUUUAUAUUAUAUGAUCACUGAAAACGUCUUUAUUGCAUGACAAAAAUCCUUCCUUUUUCUUCCCCUUUAAACCACGCAAUACACCAUUUCAUCUUCACACUAAUAUAUCUCCAAACUACUAUGUUUUUAUCUAUCUAGCUAGUUUGUUUUUUUUCUCCUUAAAAACCCAAAAGAAAAAUCUUCACAAAUUUCAUGCUUUCUUUCUAAUAAUAAUAUUAACUUCAUCAUCAUAUUAUUAUCAUGAGUACUAAUUCUACCAAUACUACCAAACAACAAUCCAUGCAUCAUAUAUCAUCUUAUCAUGAAACUUCUUCAUUAACCACCAAUAAUACUACCUUUGUCCAAGCUAACCCUUCCAACUUUCGUGCCAUCGUCCAGCACCUCACCGGCUCUCGUUCGAAAAGCGGCACGGCUAAGCAGCCUGUUUUGGACGUGGAUAACACCGCAACCGCAGCUUUUAAGCUUCAUGAGAGGAGGUUGCAACAAAGUCAAGGUGGUAUUAAAAAGUUGGACAUGAUCAAGCUUAAUGAUAAUAGUCCUCGUUAUCAUGGGCCUAUAAAUGGGCUUAUUAGGGCCCGAGGUGGGAAUGAAGUUGCUAUGGUUUCACCUGUUUCAACUUUGGAUGGGCUGGGCCUUGGGGUGGGAAGCCCAAGCCCAAGGAAUGGCCCUAGAAGUAGAAGUAGUAUGAGUGAGGAAGAAGAAAGGGUUGUUAUUGCUGAAAAAGGGUUUUAUUUGCACCCGGUUAGUCCAUUAAGUUGUAAUCUUAGAGAUAAUGAACCUCAACUCUUGCCUUUGUUUCCUCUUCAUUCUCCUAGAGAUAAUCAGGAUUGAAAUUAAUUAAUUGUGCUUAAUUAAUUAAUUAAUUAGCUCUAUGAUUUUGUUUAUUUUUACUAUUAUUAGUAGUUGUUAUUGGAAAAUAUAGAAGUUAAUUUGUCCAUCAAAUUUCUAAUAUAUGGUUGUCUCAUAUAUUAUUAUUCAAUCAAUAAGAUUUAUUAGGUA